UUGUCAAAUUCCCACCACUUGAUUAUCUCUUGCCGGCUCAUAAUUUUAUAAUUUUUUUUCCAUUUAUUGAUUGAGAAUUGUUUGUGAUAGUGUUAUUGAGGAAAUAUGGCACUGAAGCAAACUACCUUUUUGUUCUCUUUAACUAAAAGAUCUCCUAAUUGGAAUAAUGUGGUACAAAGAGCUGGCUCAUGGUGGUCUCAAGUAGAGAUGGGUCCUCCAGAUGCAAUUUUAGGAGUGACCGAAGCAUACAAAAAAGACACCAACCCAAAUAAAAUAAACUUGGGAGUGGGUGCAUACAGAGAUGAUAAUGGUAAACCCUAUGUUCUUCCUUGUGUGAAAAAAGCAGAAUCUCAAAUAGCCGCCAAAAAUUUAGAUAAAGAAUAUUCUCCAAUUUCGGGAAGCGCAGAAUUGUGCAAAUACAGCAUAGACCUAGCUUUAGGAGACGAUUCAGAAGUUGUCAAAAACGGUAGAAAUGCAACAGUUCAGACAAUUUCUGGUACAGGAGCUUUAAGAGUUGGUGCGGCUUUCCUCAAUGGUUUCUAUCCAUUUUCAAAAACCAUUUAUAUUCCCGCUCCGUCCUGGGGGAAUCACACUCCAAUUUUCAAACAUUCUGGAAUGGAAGUGAAAUCAUACAAAUUCUACGAUCCGAAAACUUGCGGUUUCGACUUUAAAGGGGCAUGUGAUGAUAUUAUGAAUAUACCUGAGAAGUCAAUUAUUCUGCUUCAUGCUUGCGCUCACAAUCCAACCGGUGUUGAUCCCAACCCAGAACAAUGGCAAGAACUUUCCAAUCUUAUCAAAAAGAAAAACCUAUUUCCCUUCUUUGACAUGGCUUACCAAGGAUUUGCAUCUGGUAAUAUUGACAAAGAUGCACAUGCAGUGAGAUUAUUCCUAAAAGAAGGUCAUAACAUAGCUCUUUGUCAGAGUUAUGCCAAAAAUAUGGGUCUUUAUGGGGAAAGAGUUGGAGCAUUCAGUAUUACCGCUGAGAACAAGGAUGAGGCAGCUAGAGUUUUAUCUCAAAUUAAAAUUCUCAUUAGACCCAUGUACUCUAAUCCUCCAAUCAAUGGUGCUAGAAUCGUUUCUGAAAUUUUAGGAGAUUCAAAACUCAAAGCUGAUUGGCUUGUUGAAGUAAAAGGAAUGGCUGACAGAAUUAUAUCUGUCCGAACAAAACUCAGAGAGAAUUUGAAAAAGGAAGGUUCAACUAGGAAUUGGCAACAUAUUACCGAUCAAAUCGGUAUGUUCUGUUUCACGGGAAUGAAUGCUGAUCAAGUUGGAAAAUUGAUUAAAGACCAUAGUGUUUACCUAACAAAGGAUGGUCGUAUAUCUAUGGCAGGUGUAACUUCAAAGAAUGUCGAGUACUUAGCGCAUGCAAUUCAUCAAGUAACAAAAUAAAUCAAUUGAGGUGCUCAGAUGAAACCCGGAUUUUAUCAGUUUUAAUGAGAUUUUUUUUUUCUCUCGCAUUUUCAAAUCAAUUUUGUUAUUGAUUUUGUUUACACUAAUUGCUUUAUUAUAUUGAAUAAAGAUAAUUAUAAUGA
Messenger RNA from Harmonia axyridis, 1532 nucleotides. RefSeq names its product aspartate aminotransferase, mitochondrial (gene Got2). The transcript is spliced from 6 exons. Lineage: Eukaryota; Metazoa; Arthropoda; Insecta; Coleoptera; Coccinellidae. Gene Ontology annotation, biological process: L-aspartate catabolic process; biosynthetic process. Gene Ontology annotation, cellular component: mitochondrion. Gene Ontology annotation, molecular function: pyridoxal phosphate binding; L-aspartate:2-oxoglutarate transaminase activity. The coding region runs from base 106 to 1389 and encodes 427 amino acids. The record is from RefSeq and is a predicted model, not a curated record.